This is a messenger RNA of Rattus rattus (black rat), 3313 nucleotides long. RefSeq names its product zinc finger protein 260-like. The transcript has 5 exons. The record is from RefSeq and is a predicted model, not a curated record. Lineage: Eukaryota; Metazoa; Chordata; Mammalia; Rodentia; Muridae. Bases 246 to 2210 code for a protein of 654 amino acids. Gene Ontology annotation, molecular function: DNA-binding transcription factor activity; RNA polymerase II cis-regulatory region sequence-specific DNA binding. Gene Ontology annotation, biological process: regulation of transcription by RNA polymerase II.
GAAAAGUCUUCUCAGACGCAGUUCUAUGCUUGUGGGCAGCGGAAGUACGGCAGUCAGCUGCACAGCGGCGGGAACCGCAGCUUAGAGGUCCUGGAACCUCCCAGUUCUGGGUGCUUUCUGAAGACUCUUUCCCAUAUGCAGGGGUUACACUCCUCAGCCAGUUCUGCUCACCUAUGAAUCUGAGAGCCCUGGAUGGUGAAGACAGGAAAGUGUAGCAACUUAUUCAGAGAAGAGUAACAAGAAGAAUGAAUGCUUCUCUUGAAAAUGCUCCUCAGGGUCAGUUAACAUUCAAGGAUGUCACUGUGGACUUCUCACAGGAGGAAUGGGAAUGUCUUGACUGUGCUCAGAGGGCAUUGUACAUGGAUGUGAUGUUGGAGAAUUACAACAAUUUGUUUUAUGUGGGGAAUCAUUGCAUGUGUCAUAAGUAUGAAAACAUCUUGGAUCAAGGCAUACAGCAUAUUGUCCCCCAGCAUGUGAAUAUCCAAGUUAAGUCUGAUAAAUGUUAUGAGCUUGGCAACACCAUUCAUGAAUCCACCCAAAGUAUACCUUAUAAAACUAACCUCAGGGAUACCUCUGAUAAAUCAUUAAACCUAAGCAGACAUGAACCUGGAAACAACAGAGAACCUUGCAAAUGUAAAAACUGUGUAAACUGUUUAAGUUCAUGCUCUACCGUCAGUUUGACUCAAGAAAUCCACAGAGGAAAGAAGGAAUCCAAUGGUACAGAGCUUGAUAAACAAAAACUCAUGCUGAAACAAACCAAAUGGGGAAAGAAACUUUACAAAUGUAGUACAUGUGCCAAGUGCUUCGCCAAGAAAUGCUGGUUUAGAAAACAUCAGACAAUUCAUACUGGAGAGAAAAUUUACAAAUGUAGAGAAUGUGACAAACACUUUACCCAAAAACGCAAUCUUAUUAUUCAUCAGAGGUGUCAUGGAGGAAAGAAACCUUACAAAUGUAGUGAAUGUGAGAAAUGCUUCAUUCAAGUUGGCGAUCUUAGAAGACACCAGAGAAUUCAUACAGGAGAGAAACCUUACAAAUGUAGUGAAUGUGACAAAUGCUUUAGCUACAAAAGCAGCCUUAGAAGUCAUCAGAUAAUUCAUACAGGAGAAAAACCUUACAAAUGUAGUGAAUGUGACAAAUGCUUUACCCACAAAGGAAGUCUUAGUAUUCAUCAGAGAAUUCAUACUGGAGAGAAACCUUACAAAUGUCAUGAAUGUGACAAAUGCUUUACCCAAAAAGGCAGUCUUAUUACUCAUCAGAGAAUUCACACUGGAGAGAAACCUUACAAAUGUAGUGAAUGUGACAAAGGCUUUACCCUAAAAUGCAGUCUAAUCAUUCAUCAAAUAAUUCAUACAGGAAAGAAAGCUUACAAAUGUAGUGAAUGUGACAAAUGCUUUACUCUUAAAUGUGAUCUUAGUAUUCAUCAAAGAAUUCAUACAGGAGAGAAACUUUACAGAUGUAAUGAAUGUGACAAAUGCUUUACAAAGAAAUACCGUCUUAGAAGUCAUCAGACAAUUCAUACAGGAGAGAAACCUUACAAAUGUAGUGAAUGUGACAAAUCUUUUACCCUGAAAUGCCAUCUUAGAAUUCAUCAGCGAAUUCAUACAGGAGAGAAACCUUACAAAUGUAGUGAAUGUGACAAAUACUUUACUCAAAAAGGCGGUCUUAGUACUCAUCAGAAAAUUCAUGCAGGAGAAAAACCCUACAGAUGUAGUAAAUGUGACAAAUGUUAUACUCGCAAAAGUCAUCUUAGUGUUCAUCAGCGAAUUCACAUAGGAGAGAAACCUUACAAAUGCAGUGAAUGUGACAAAUGCUUUACAGACAAGUAUUGUCUGAAAACUCAUCAGAGAAUACAUUCAGGAAAUAAACCUUACAAAUGUAGUGAAUGUGAUAAAUCAUUUGCCCUGAAAGCCAGGCUCAAGAGUCAUCAGAUAAUUCAUACAGGAGAGAAACCAUACAAAUGUAGUAAAUGUGGCAAAUACUUUACCCAAAAAGGUAGUCUUAGUAUUCAUCAGAGAAUUCAUACAGGAGAGAAACCUUACAAAUGUAGUGAAUGUGACAAAUGCUUCACCCGCAAAAGCAGUCUUAAUGUUCACCAGAGAAUUCAUACAGGAGAGAAACCUUACAAAUGUUGUGAAUGUGACAAAUGCUUUUCACACAAAGGUGAUUUUAGAAAACAUCAGAGAAUUCAUAUAGGGAAAAAACCUAACUAAUGCUAAUGUAACAUAUGCUUUACCCAAGAAUUUGGUCUUAUUCAUCAAAGAAUUCAUACAGGAGAGAAGCCUUUCAAAUGUAGUGAAUGUAACAAUGCUUUACCCACAAAAGCAGUCUUAGAAUUCAUCAGAGAAUCCAUGUAAGAGAAAAAUCUUCAAAAUAUAGUCAGUGUGACAAAUUAUUUGGCUAGAAACAAUCUUAGCACUCAUCAGAGGAUCCACUCAGUAGAGAAACUUCACAAAUAAAUUUAAUAAGAAAAAUUCAUUCCCAAGGAGGAUCAUCUUGGAAUUCAUCAGAGACUACAUAUAGGAGAGAGACCUUACAAAUGUAGUAAUGUGCAAAUCUUUUACUGUUGGUUCAACACUUAGAAUAUAUCAAAGAAUGCAUAUGGGAGAAAAACCUUAUUAAUGUAAUGUAUGAGAAAAGGUCUUUACCCAAAUCUUAGAUCUGACAAUAUACCUGGACAUUUAUCAUUAGAAAAACAAUGUGCACUGGAUAAAAAUGUAUAAUGUGCUUUAUGCAAGCAGUAUUGUUUACAACACUUCAGAUUUCACACUAGAGAAUUAAAUAAAUGAGGAGGUCAUGAAAACUUUUAAAUAUUUCUCAAAUCUUAGAAACUACCCAGGGUUUAUGGUGAAAAAUUGACAAUGUGACAAUGAAAGAAAUUUUCAUUAAAAUUUUUAUUUGCUCACUUUCAAAUUAUGUCAUAAUAAAAACACAAUGAAGAAGCACAGAGUAUGGAAUUGUGUAAAGGUUCUUGGAGACUAAAAUGAUCUAUUUCAGAGAGAAGCUACAAAAUACAUGCCUCAAAGUAGCUAAGGAAACUGACAAAUUCAGUAUACUUAACUCCAAUAAAGAUGCUCAGACAAAUUAUACUUCUUAAAAGAGGAUUUGAGAAAGUGAGGCACUAAGGUAGGAUGCUCUUUAUCCUAUAUAGAUAUGUGGUUUGCUCACAAUGUCCAAUAUUCACAAUCUGUAUUAUAUAGUAGUUUUAAGUUUCAGGAUAGCAAUUGCCUUUGAGUCCCUUUGACUUUAUUUACCAACUCCUUCCCCUUAGCCCUAUAUGUAACUCCAAUAAAGCUAAUUGCUUCAACAAGUUGAA